AUGGCCCUCUCACCUCGAGCCGCCCUCUUCGACCGGGGUCCAAGACUCCUGAGAGACAUUUGGCCGCUCACUGGUAUUGCCAUUUUCACCGUCGGCUUGAGGGUGACUGCAAAAAUAAGGAUCAGGAAAUUUGGCUGGGAUGACAUUCUCAUGGUUUCGGCUUUGUGUCUUACUAUAAUCGGAUCAGCUCUGAUUACGGUGUGCGUCAAACAUGGGUUUGGCCGCCAUGUUUGGGACCUUGACUCAAAAACGGUUCCCAAAGUGAUCAUGUUCGACUAUUUGACACAGACAUUCGGCGUUUCUGGCGGUACUUUGGGUCGCAUUUCCUUCAUUCUCUUUGUCAUUGAGCUACUGGGCACCAGAAGAUCACACAGAGUGAUACUGUGGAUUAUAGUUGGGUUACAGAUCUUGACUAACGCGACAUUGAUCAUCAUUCUAUUUGUCCAGUGUCCAGGACAUGGUUCUGCUAUCUGGACUCAGCAAGGAGAUAAAUGCUGGGAUGUUCGCAUUCAAGCAUACUACGGGUACUAUCAGGGCUCAUUUAAUUCGGCCACAGACCUUUAUCUGGCAAUUUUCUCAACAUACGUAUUCUGGAGUCUGAAUCUGAAAUUAAGGGUCAAGUUGGGCUUGGUCACACUCCUUGGAUUGGGCAUUUUUGCAAUGGCAGCCUCCGUUAUGAAAGCAGUGCAAACCCGAGUCCUCGCAUACGCACACGAUGAUCCAACUGUAGCAACCGUCGACUAUGAUCGCUGGCUAUACAUCGAAGCCUACGUAGUCAUUAUAACGGCAUCGAUACCUUGCAUCAGAUCCCUAAUAGGAUCAGUUCGAGGAGGGACGACUGGAACUGGACGGAGCGCAUACGAGUUGAGUUCGUCAUAUGCUGGAAACUCUAUGCCCACGCCUAGACCUCGGAGGUUGGCACAAAAGUCGAUGAUACGUAUCCCUGGCAAUUCUAGCGCCGAUAAUAUGCUGGAGAAUAAUAAUGAGGUUGAUGGAGUGUACAAGAUGAGAGACUCGAAUAAUUCGGCACAUGUCAAUGUAUAA
Molecule: messenger RNA, 1044 nt
Organism: Penicillium egyptiacum
Lineage: Eukaryota; Fungi; Ascomycota; Eurotiomycetes; Eurotiales; Aspergillaceae
Source: the annotation of a GenBank genome assembly